UGUUUAUGACAAGCAGCUGACUUCCCUGAACCCUGUAUAAAUACAGGGCUGAAUCACACGUUUCCUCAUUUGGCUUAGAUUUCUUAUCAGUCAAGAUCGUUGAAAGACUCAGGAUGAAGUUCCUUGUACUCGCUGUCACCUUGGUGGUGGUUGUCAGCUCUGCCAGCUUGUCAGUGGAAGAUCUGGAGUUUCACGCUUGGAAACUGAAGCACGGGAAGUUCUACAGCUCCCCUGUUGAGGAGGCCAUGCGAAAAGAGACCUGGAUGACCAACCGCAAGUAUGUGAUUGUGCACAACAUGCUGGCAGACCAGGGCAUCAAGAGCUACAGACUGGGCAUGACCUUCUUCGCUGAUAUGGACAAUGCUGAGUACAGAAGCGUGGCGUUAAGAGGCUGCCUCGGACGCUUCAACACCACCAAGGCCAAGCGAGGCUCCACCUUCCUGCGGCAGCUAGGGGGCGCUGCUCUGCCCAGCUCUGUUGACUGGAGAGACAAGGGCUAUGUCACUGAUGUCAAGGACCAGAAGGACUGUGGUUCCUGCUGGGCUUUCAGCACAACAGGCUCCCUGGAAGGACAGACUUUCAGGAAGACUCAGAAGCUGGUGUCCCUGAGCGAGCAGCAGCUGGUGGACUGCUCCGGAGACUACGGGAACAUGGGCUGUGGAGGUGGGCUGAUGGACCAGGCCUUCCAAUACAUCAAGGAGAACGGAGGAAUUGACACUGAGGAGUCUUACCCCUAUGAGGCUGUGGAUGGGAAAUGCAGGUACAGUCCACAAAGCAUUGGUGCCACCUGCUCUGGGUAUGUUGAUGUCACCAGUGGCGAUGAGAAUGCUCUGCAGGAAGCCGUGGCAACCAUUGGACCCGUCUCCGUGGCGAUCGAUGCUGGACACAUAUCCUUCCAGCUCUACCAGUCAGGGAUCUACAGUGAACCUGAGUGCAGCAGCUCAGAUCUGGAUCACGGAGUGCUAGCUGUCGGCUAUGGAUCUGACAAGGGCAACGACUACUGGCUGGUGAAAAACAGCUGGGGUCUGUCCUGGGGUCACAACGGCUACAUCCUGAUGAGCAGAAACAAGAACAACCAGUGUGGGAUUGCAACAGCAUCCAGCUACCCUCUCGUCUAAAUAACCCAACGAAGAGGCAGUCUCUUGCAAGAACCAUAUCCAUUGGACUGAAGACAGAAAAUACUGAGGAACGAUUUCAAUUUACUGAAUAUAAUUUAAAUAAAAAGGGUAUUAAAAAGGGAACUGGGAAUGAUUUUAAAGAGAAACAUGGAAGACUUUCAGUUGUAACUAUCAACGGGUCAGUCAUUUAUUCUGAGCAAUCGGUUGAUGUAUUGCCAAUCCUAUCAUUUGACAGUAAAUCAGCCCAUACCUCCAGUAUUUUGCACACCUGCUCAGAAUUUGCACUUAUUUUUUGUCAUACAGUUUACACUUUUGAUCAGUUGCUAAUUAUGCAUGUCAUGUAUUAGAGAAACACUACACACUGAAGAUGAUUUCUUUCUUUUUGUUGUUUGUACCACAAAUGUUCAUUAAUAAGUACAAGACCAGUUUUUCUAAAUAAUUUUAUUCUAUUGAAUAGCAGUGACUUAAUGACUUGUUAAUAUUUCUUUCACAAAACAGUAAUAUUAUCCUGCUUAUAACGUCAGAUAAACUGACAAAUCUUCAUUCGUAUAGAAUGGAAUCAUGUACUGUAAAAUAAUGCAGUGUUGCCAAAAGCCCACCAGAGGGCAGUAGCACAUAAGGCUUGAACAGUUGAACAGCAAUCAGCCUCAACACACCAGUUAGUUGAUACUGGGACUUCAAAGGUACUGUUUAGUAUAAGGGGGAAAAAAGUAUAGUUACAACUUUUAAUACAUGUUUCUUAACAAAUUGUUUUUACUUUAAUUGUGAAUAUUUCAAAUGUUAUGGGUGUAUGGUUUUGUUAUUGUGGGUAACUUUUCUUUUUUGUUAAAAAAUGUGAAUUCACAUUAAAAGUUGUUCUUCUGA
Messenger RNA from Acipenser ruthenus (sterlet), 1982 nucleotides. RefSeq names its product procathepsin L-like. The transcript is spliced from 9 exons. The coding region runs from base 114 to 1118 and encodes 334 amino acids. NCBI's taxonomy places the organism in Eukaryota, Metazoa, Chordata, Actinopteri, Acipenseriformes, Acipenseridae. Gene Ontology annotation, molecular function: cysteine-type endopeptidase activity. Gene Ontology annotation, biological process: immune response. Gene Ontology annotation, cellular component: lysosome. The record is from RefSeq and is a predicted model, not a curated record.